This is a messenger RNA of Protopterus annectens (West African lungfish), 1735 nucleotides long. It is a transcript of the gene POU1F1, whose product is annotated as POU class 1 homeobox 1. NCBI's taxonomy places the organism in Eukaryota, Metazoa, Chordata, Ceratodontiformes, Protopteridae. Gene Ontology annotation, biological process: regulation of transcription by RNA polymerase II. The transcript has 7 exons. The record is from RefSeq and is a predicted model, not a curated record. Bases 302 to 1396 code for a protein of 364 amino acids. Gene Ontology annotation, molecular function: RNA polymerase II cis-regulatory region sequence-specific DNA binding; DNA-binding transcription factor activity, RNA polymerase II-specific.
GAGUUUCCCCCUCCCUUUCCCUUUAAUUAACUUCUAUUGUACAGAGGAAGGGUUGAAAGCUCACAACUGAUACAGUAAUACUCCUGGGAAAGAACAUUAAAAUGGAUAAAGGGAUUUGGUAGUCAUAUAAAUACCUGCACAUGUCGGUCGUGUGGUUUUAUGCCUCCUCAUGUGUAUAUGCAACUGGGAAACAGUUGGGACCAGAAAAAAAAAACAUUUGCCUUCUGCCAUUUACAAAACAGCCCAAUUUCACCUGAGAAUCCACUGAGGGUUUUCAGUUUUGAACUUCCAUCCUUCAAGAAUGAGUUGUCAAGCAUUUGCUGCUGCUGACUCUUUUGUACCACUGGGUUCAGACUCAUCCGCACUGCCUUUGAUCAUGCACCAUGCUAGCGCUACAUCCGAAUGUCUGCCAGCCACGAAUCAUGGCAGCAACGUGGUCUCUCCAGUCUCGUCUGUUUUGUCUUUGAUCCAUCCACCAAAAUGCUCUUAUAUGCACAUCUCGGCAUCCACUGUGGGCAAUGCAUCAGCAGGACUUCACUACUCAGUGCCUUCUUGUCACUAUGGAAACCAGCAGACAACCUAUGGAAUGAUGGCAGGUCUUAAGCCCACAACACAUGAAAUGCUAUCUGCAAGUAUAUCACAGACAAGAUUACUGCAGACAUGCAGCAUGCCUCAUGCCAGCCUAGUCAACAGUGUGAGUUCCAUUCAAGGCGGCCUCACUCCGUGCCUUUAUAAAUUCCCCGAUCAUAGUCUAAGCACAAGUUCUUGUGCCCUGGGACAUAGCUUCAGUUCCAUUCACCAGUCCAUCCUUGCAGAUGACCCCACUAUUAUCGACUUCAAGCAGGAUUUGAGGAAAAAAAGCAAGUCCAUUGAAGAACCAAUUGAAAUGGACUCCCCUGAAAUAAGGGAACUUGAAAAAUUUGCCAAUGAUUUCAAGUUAAGGAGAAUUAAACUAGGUUAUACACAAACUAAUGUUGGAGAAGCACUUGCUGCUGUCCACGGUUCUGAAUUCAGUCAGACGACCAUUUGUCGCUUUGAAAACUUACAGCUUAGUUUUAAAAAUGCCUGUAAACUGAAAUCAAUACUUGCAAAGUGGCUAGAGGAAGCUGAACAAAUUGGAGCAUUGUAUAGUGAGAAGAUUGGUGUUAAUGAGCGGAAAAGGAAACGCAGGACAACUAUAAGUCUGGCUGCCAAAGAAUCUCUGGAGAGACAUUUUGGAGAACAGAGUAAGCCUUCUUCCCAGGAGAUCAUGAGGAUAGCAGAAGGGCUAAACCUCGAAAAGGAGGUGGUGCGAGUCUGGUUUUGCAACCGAAGGCAGAGAGAAAAAAGAGUCAAGACGAGCCUGCAUCAAAGCACCUUUCACUCCAUUGUUAAAGAACAUCUGGACUGCAGAUAAAUGUCUUCUUCUUCCUUUUAAAGAGCAAGUAUUUCAGAUCAACGCAUUUUCUAAGGGAAGAAGAAAAUAUAUUAACAACUGUUUGAUGACAUUUUGUCUCCAAUGACCAGAAAUGAAUAUUUCUUGGCCACUUUUUUUUCUUGUGUUGAAGUUAGACAGUGCAGGCAUUCUGUUGGUUUCUCAUAACCUGAUGGGUAAUACUAUAAUACAGCAGAUAUUUUUUGUGAAUAAUAAAAGCUAAGUAACCAACCUCCAACACAUGGGUCAGCUGUGGUGGUGCAGUGGUUAGCAUUACUGCCUCACAGCAAGAGGUUUUCCAGUUCAAUUCUCAGCUGGGUU